GCUCAAGUGAAUAAACGUCAGCUGAGCGCCUAUUUGCAUGCCAACAAACGCCAAAGGAGGGGCAAUGCUUGGCGCAUGCAUUUUCACGCCAGCACCAGCGGUCGAAGCGUCAUCCCAGCCGUGGAAUGUUGGCGAGCGGGCAAGGUAAAGCUGAAAACGUGCUUGCUGCGCACGCGAUUAGUUUGCUUAAAGAAUGAAUAAAAAUUAAGCGAAAUGUGUUCGGUCGUGUGGAGAUAGUCGUACAAAUAUGUAUAGCAUGUUUGAGAAUUUACAACAACACAUUGUUUCUUGGCACACAUUUGUGACAUAUUUACUUGAACAGUAUUGUGGGCAGCGUGCCUGCUGCUUUCAACUACGGCGAGCCGGUCGCAGUGUUCAAGAUUAGCGUGUAUUUAUGGUUCCCUGCCAGUGUGAUCGCCAUCCAAGUGCUCAGUUGCGUUUAGUAAGCGCAUAAGUCAAGUUGACUAUUUGCUGGGAUUCAUUGACGGUUCAGCUGUUCGGGUUAUAUACGAGUGCACGAAAUGUUCUAGCCGCGCAGGAACACCAAGGAAGGAAAUAAGCAAGAUCGGUGAUCUUGCCUAAGUAGAUAAGUGUUUGUUUAAAUACCCGCAUUUCAAAUUCGUGUAUCAAGUGCUCAAGUAUCUUUUCGAUUGGAAAUUUUUUACUACUUGUUUAUUUAUUUUUCGAGAUUUUAAAUUUGUAUGCCGAUUUGUGUACAUGCUCGGUAUACAGCGUAAAUAAGUUUCGUUUUCAUUUGAAAUCGCUGCAAGUGUUACAAUGCACGUCCUAGGCCUAACUUGUUGCCUGCUGCUGCUGGGUGUCCAUGCUAGCUAUGCACACCGCGCAGCGGGCUCUAGAAACUUUACCGUCGACUGGGAUAAUGAUCGUUUCCUGAAGGAUGGCGAACCAUUCCGUUUCAUAGCCGGCUCGUUUCAUUACUUUCGCGCCCAUCCCGAUAGUUGGCAACGCAAGUUGCAGACAUUACGAGCUUCUGGCUUGAAUGCAGUAACCACUUACGUUGAAUGGUCGCUGCAUAAUCCGAAAGAAGACACAUAUGUCUGGAAUGGUAUUGCCGACUUGGAGAAUUUCAUCAAACUAGCCGAUGAGUUGGGGUUGCUUGUGAUACUACGUCCGGGACCUUAUAUUUGCGCUGAACGUGAUUUUGGCGGCUUCCCUUACUGGCUACUCACAAAGUACACGAAUAUAAAACUGCGUACAUCUGAUGUCAACUAUUUGUUUGAGGUGCGCCUUUGGUAUAAUGUGCUCUUCAAUAAACUCAAGCCAUACCUCUAUGGAAACGGCGGUCCAAUUAUUAUGGUACAGGUGGAAAAUGAGUAUGGUUCCUAUUAUGCUUGUGAUAAGAAAUACCGCACUUGGCUGCGUGAUGAAACACUCGAACAUGUGCAAGACAAUGCCGUGCUCUUCACUAAUGACGGUCCGAGCGUAUUGGGCUGUGGUCACAUAGAAGGUGUGUUGGCAACCAUGGACUUUGGUGCGACCAAUCAGAUAAGUAAUUAUUGGGCACGAUUGCGGCAGAUACAACCGAAAGGACCGUUAGUCAAUGCAGAAUUUUAUCCAGGCUGGCUCACACAUUGGUCAGAGCCAAUGGCGCGUGUGCGUACCGAGGCGAUUUCAAAAUCAUUCAUUGAUAUGUUGGAUGUUGGUGCCAGUGUCAAUUUUUACAUGAUGUUCGGCGGCACAAACUUUGGCUUCACCGCAGGUGCUAAUGAUGGUGGUCCCGGUCGUUAUCAACCCGAUAUAACUUCAUAUGAUUAUGAUGCGCCAAUGAGUGAGGCUGGCGAUGCCACGGAAAAAUAUCAUAAAUUACGUGAAAUUAUCGGACGUUAUUUACCGUUACCGAAUAUACCAAUACCAGCGCCGACCACGAAGAAAAACUACGGUACUAUUCGUUUGAAUGCUUGCUGUUCGAUGCUUUCCGCAAAAGGUCGUGAAAUACUUUCGACUGGUGUUGUCUUCGAUACAAAACCGAAAACCUUUGAAGCGCUCAAUCAGUAUUCGGGCUUUGUGCUUUAUGAAACUAUGCUACCCACGUUCAAACGUGAUCCUACCAUCUUACGCGCUAGUGGCAUACAUGAUCGGGCCUAUGUGCUUAUCGACGAUCAAUUGGUGGGCAUACUUUCACGUGAGACACCCAUCUAUGACCUUCCCAUCAGUCCAACCUACGGCAAGCGUUUGCAAUUGUUGGUGGAGAAUCAAGGCCGCAUUAAUUUUGGACCGGUAACGGAUUUUAAGGGAAUCACCAGUAAUGUUAUGCUCGACAAAGACAUAUUGACCAAUUGGACAAUGACAAAGUAUCCACUGGAAUCUAUUGCGGAUAUCGAAACACUGAUAGCCUUAGUAAAUGCUGAUGACGUCAAUAUUAUACGUCGCUUUCACGAGGAGAAACGUGGCAGCAUCUUAAGUAACGGUCCAACUAUUUACUAUGGUCAAUUAACAAUUCCAGACGGACAAGUAGCAGAUACGUACUUAGAUACGAACGGUUGGGGUAAAGGCUUGGUGUUUAUCAAUGGCGAAAACUUGGGUCGUUAUUGGCCGGUGGCAGGUCCACAGGUGACUCUCUAUGUGCCCCAGGAAGUACUUAAGAGUGGCGAUAAUCGUAUUGUGCUAAUCGAAUAUCAACGUGCAGCUCCAGCCAAUGAGAUUGCCUUUACUGAUACACCAAAUUUGGAUGGUCAUUAAAUAGUUGCUCAGAACAUAAAGUGGUAAUUUUGUUUCCUUUAACUAUAUUCGUAGUUUAUAUAACUUUGUUUUUAACUGAUGACAAUAAAGGGAUUUUAUAAAAAAUAAA
Bactrocera oleae (olive fruit fly) is the source of this 2809-nucleotide messenger RNA. It is a transcript of the gene Ect3, whose product is annotated as Ectoderm-expressed 3. The record is from RefSeq and is a predicted model, not a curated record. NCBI's taxonomy places the organism in Eukaryota, Metazoa, Arthropoda, Insecta, Diptera, Tephritidae. Gene Ontology annotation, cellular component: vacuole. Gene Ontology annotation, molecular function: beta-galactosidase activity. Gene Ontology annotation, biological process: carbohydrate metabolic process.